AUGCGAACGCGAGAAUUCAAUAUAUAAAAUUAGUCAAAAAAGGUAUAAAUAGGCUUUGAUCUGUAACAGAGAACAUUCAGGUAGUUAAGCGCGACAGAUAACUACGAAAAUGCGUCAGUUUUUGGUACUUUGUCUGUCGCUGACAGUUGCUUUAGCAGCUGAAUUCCCUAGUUUCAGGGCAGCUCCCAGACGUGUAACCGCUACAGCAACUGCUACGGCGAGACCUUAUAAUAGUAAUAAUAACGCUGGUCAAUACAACCCAGGAGCGUACAACCCAGGCCAGUACAACUCUGGAGCCUACGAUAACUCAGGUCGUUACGAUCCCAGCCGUGACCAGUCUGGCCGCUAUGUACCUGACAAUUCUGGCGCUUACAACGGAGACCGUGGUGACCGCGGCACUGGUGGCGGUUACUACACUGGCUCCAGCGACGCCGGCGGCCCUGGUGGUGCUUACGUCCAUCAGGCUAACCCCUACGUAGGAGGAGCAGGAUCUGCGGGACGUGCCGGUGGCUCUGCUGUAGGCGCCUCAGCAUCAGCGUCCUCAGUAUUUGGUGGUGCGGGUGCAGGCGCACGCCCAAGUUCAGGAGCGGGAGCAGGAGCAGGUGUGGGAUCAAGCGCGAGGGUGGGCGUGGGAGCGGGCGCGGGAGCUCGUGGAAGCGGAGCAUCAUCGUACUCAUCAGCCUCAUCUGGCGGUAACUACGAUUACAAAUACGGCAUCAUCCGUAAAGAAGAGGACGUACUCCCCGAUGGUUAUCACUACCUGUACGAAACUGAAAACAAAAUUCUCGCUGAAGAGAACGGCAAAGUCGAAAGGAUCGAUAACGAAAACGACGGUAUCAGAGUCAAAGGAUUCUAUGAAUACGUAGGUCCCGAUGGUGUGACGUACAGAGUGGACUAUACUGCUGACGAAAACGGAUUCGUUCCUGUCGGCGCCCACUUACCUUAAAUCUAGUUUGAAAAUUUGCUGUAAUGAUAAGUAUAUCUGUUGUAAUAAAAUUCUUCCCGAUCUAUUAAUGUAUUUUUAUUAGUUAUAGUUAAUAAAAUAUAAUAAAAGGCUUUGUGUUCUAUAUAAAUGGUAUUUUAUUACUUGUAGUACGAAAAAAUUUAAGCUUAUAAAAGAAAGACAACUUUUGAAAUAGAAGAAGGAAUUAAAAUUGAAGAUAAUUCGAUGGUAUUUUAGUGUGUGAAUUACAUUAUAAUAUAUACUUAUUCGCCAAUUUAGAGGGCCUAUCAAUAAAUGUUUUCCGAAAUUUCGGAACCGAACGAAACACAAAUUUGAUGUUAUAAUUAUACGAGUAUAAUACU
Messenger RNA from Galleria mellonella (greater wax moth), 1305 nucleotides. RefSeq names its product larval cuticle protein LCP-30-like. The transcript is spliced from 5 exons. The coding region runs from base 110 to 946 and encodes 278 amino acids. Lineage: Eukaryota; Metazoa; Arthropoda; Insecta; Lepidoptera; Pyralidae. Gene Ontology annotation, cellular component: chitin-based extracellular matrix. Gene Ontology annotation, molecular function: structural constituent of chitin-based larval cuticle. The record is from RefSeq and is a predicted model, not a curated record.